Molecule: messenger RNA, 2346 nt
Organism: Aspergillus glaucus CBS 516.65
Lineage: Eukaryota; Fungi; Ascomycota; Eurotiomycetes; Eurotiales; Aspergillaceae
Exons: 6
Coding region: 1-2346 (781 amino acids)
Biological process (GO): transmembrane transport
Cellular component (GO): fungal-type vacuole membrane
Molecular function (GO): transmembrane transporter activity
Source: RefSeq, a predicted model, not a curated record
AUGGCUUCAUCUUCGCAAGGAAAUUCCCCCAAUAGCUGUCAGAAUGCCGGUGUCAACGAGAAACCCUCCGUCGACGACCAAUAUGUCGAUGCAAUUGACUCCCCCAGAGACGAGGAAUCAGCAAUAGGCUACGACCCCGAGAAACAAGACAACGAACCCAAAGAGCUCACCAAAACCACCACCAACGGCAGCCAUAUCGGCAACCUAACCACAAGAACCCUCUCGCUCGUCCGGACUAGAGAAUCCGGCAAAGACGUCGGGCCUCCUCCAGAUGGGGGCUUCGAAGCAUGGCUGCAAGUAGGCCUGGCGCAUAUGGUUAUUUUCAAUACUUGGGGCUACAUCAACAGCUUUGGCGUGUUCCAGACAUACUAUGUUGAGAUGCUUGGUCAUCCGCCGUCUGAUAUCUCGUGGGUUGGAAGUAUACAGAUCUUCCUGCUUUUCUUUGUUGGGACUUUUGCAGGUCGUGCGACGGAUGCCGGCUACUUCAAGCUCAUUUUGACGGCUGGAGCUCUGCUAGAAUUGUUCUCUAUUUUCAUGACCUCUCUGUGCACCAAGUACUGGCAACUCUUCCUGGCGCAGGGUCUUGGUCAGGGUCUCGGAUGCGGACUCAUGUUCUGUCCCACUGUCGCUCUAAUGCCAACAUACUUUACCAAGAAUCGAGGCAUUGCUAUUGGUAUCUCCGCAUCUGGGUCAGCAACAGGGGGGCUCGUCUUCCCCGCAGUGGUCAUGCGACUCCUACCCCGGGUGGGCUACGGAUGGACCAUGCGAACGCUGGGGUUCAUUUCCCUGGCCACGCUUAGUCCCAGUGUGUUCUUCCUGCGACAGCGCCUCCCCCCUCGCAAGAGCGGCCCACUGGUCGAAUGGGGAGCGUUCAAGGAACUGCCAUACCUCCUCUUCGCCAUCGGCAUGUUCCUCAACUUCUGGGGCCUGUAUAUCGGAUUUUUUUACAUCGGCAGCUUUGGCCGCGACAUCGUUGGUGUCUCUCAGACCGUAUCCAUCAAUCUACUCCUGGUCAUGAACGGCGUCGGCCUCCUGGGUCGUCUGAUCCCGAACCUCAUGGCUGACAAGUACACCGGCCCACUGAACAUGCUGAUCCCAUUCAGUCUAGCGACCGGUAUCGUCGCAUACGGCUGGAGCGGCGUAAAUAGUCUGAGUGGACUAUACGCCUUCGCUGUCUUCUAUGGUCUGUCUGCAGCCGGUAUCCAGUCACUAUUCCCAGCGACGCUGAGCACGCUGACGACGGAUCUGAAGAAGACGGGCGUGCGGAUGGGAAUGGUGCUUAGUGUUGUCGGUAUUGCGGCGCUGAUUGGGUCGCCAAUCGCUGGUGCGCUAGUCCAGGAGGAUAAUGGCGAGUAUCUGUAUGCGCAGAUGUUCAUGGGCAGUGCUAUUAUAGCUGGAUCUAUAACUUUGGUCACGGCGAGGAUAGCCAAGCGGUGGAUACGAUCUGUUGAUCUCCGCGUGACUCGAUUCCAAAACAUUCAAUUACUCAUUCUUCUUCUUUUUUUUUUUUUUUCUACAAUAGAACAGCAAUUCCUCGAUAUUCAUACUGUCCCUAUAGGGUAUUUCCAGCCAGAGCUUGUGAAUACAUUCAUAAUGGCGCCCCGUGGCCGUGGAAAGUUCGCAAAGCCCAGCAGAGGAGGUGGAAAACACUUCAGUCGCGAUGUCCAACCAACCGACAAAGAUGGAAACCCCGUGAGCUUAUGGCGGGAAUCCCAAGGUGAAAUCCCCUCUUCCGAUGAAGAAGAACAAGAAGAAUCCGGCUCUGGCAGCAGCUCCGAGGAAGAAUCUUCAGAGGAAGAAGGUGAAGACAAAGCCGGCCCCAGCUCCUCAGCAGCCGCCGAUGUGACCCGUGAAGAGCGCCGCGCCGCCGCAAAGGCCAAGAAACAAGCCGCCAUCGCAAAGCGCAAGCAAAUGGCUCUUCAACCGGGCGACCUCCCGCCCUCGGACUCCGAAGACGAGAAUGACGGUGAGGGUGAGGGUGAGAGCGGCGAACUUCCCGCAAACCCCAACCACACGGUGUCGUCUCGCAAGCAGCUGGAGAAGACAGAUGAGGAGACCAAGCCUAAGAAGGAUCUGUCGCAGCUGUCGCGUCGGGAGAGGGAAGCCCUUGAGGCGCAGCAGGAGAGGGAGCGGUAUAUGAAGCUACAUGCGGAGGGCAAGACGGAGGAAGCGCGGUCGGAUCUGGCACGACUGGCGCUUAUCCGGGAGCAGAGAGAGUCGGAACGGGCCCGGAAGCAGGCUGAGAAGGAAGAGAAGGAGGCCGUGGCCAAGGAGAAGGCGGCUGCGCGCGAUGCGCUUUUGUCCAAGAAGAAUACCAAUAAGAAGGGCGGGGGCAAGAAGAAAUAA